Penicillium digitatum Pd1 is the source of this 693-nucleotide messenger RNA. Lineage: Eukaryota; Fungi; Ascomycota; Eurotiomycetes; Eurotiales; Aspergillaceae. The record is from RefSeq and is a predicted model, not a curated record.
AUGCCUGCUCGAUCUGAGCUUACCCCGGCUCUUAGAGAGAGGAUAUGUGAGCUUCACUCGGCUGUUCACUGGGGUUAUAAGCGCAUUCACAACCGGUACCCAAGGAUUUCUCUCUCUACAACCCGGUAUACAAUUAAAAAAGAGCACGAACGGCGUGCUGGUGUUACGAAACCUCGCUCUGGUCGACUAAAGAAGCUUGAUGCCACCGACAAAGUACGUCUUUUGGAUGCUAUCUCGAAUAAUCCACGUAUUACCCACGAAGACCUUCUUACUGAGGCUGAGCGUACGGGUAUAACUGGUCUUGUUAUUGAAGAGUUAUACCGCCGGAUUCUACCUACUUUGAUGUCCAAUGAAGGUGCUAUUUUUCAACAUGAUAAUGUGCCUACACAUGCUGCAUACGUUGUUCGGGAUGCUUUACGUGAAAUGAAUAUUGAAGUUAUGGAAUGGCCUCCGUACUCGCCGGAUUUGAACCCAAUUGAAAACCUCUGGGCGCUAUUGAAAGCUGAAAUCUAUAAGCUUCGGCCCGAUCUCAUUCAUAUGAGGAACAAUGACGAAACUAAGGCUAUUUCGGUAGCUACAGCGCAGCUUGCAUGGGAUCAAUUAGAUCUAGAUCAUCUAAAGCAUCUCUCUGAGACCAUGCCGAACCGGGUGGAGGCUAUUAUUGAGAGCCAGGGGUGGUAUACGCCGUACUAG